Molecule: messenger RNA, 878 nt
Organism: Didymodactylos carnosus
Lineage: Eukaryota; Metazoa; Rotifera; Eurotatoria; Philodinida; Philodinidae
Source: the annotation of a GenBank genome assembly
CCAAACAAACAAAAAAAAAAAAAAAAUAAAAUAAAAAAAAAACCAAAAAAACAAAAAAAAAAACACAAAAAAAAAUAUACAGAAAAUCAUUAUUUUAACACGGCGCACGAACUUUUUCCUCAACCUAAUAAAAGGUCAAGAAAAAGUCUAUGAUGUGGAAUAGUAGUUAUCUAGUUAGUUCCUGGCAAUUUUCACAUAUCUCAUAAAGUUCAGCAUCCUAAACAACUUUGUUACUUAGUGUAGUGUUAUAAUCGGCUCUGAGAGACGGCAGAGUUUAGUCUCUGAGAACACCGUGAAUUUCAAUGGAUUGUCGCUUUUUGCCGUGAAUAAAUGGCUCGAAUGUCUUAUCUUUAUCUUGUUUGGGGUGAAAAGAGACAUUCGAAUGGAGACUCUCCACACUUUGGAUCUGAGUUGAAAACUAUCUGACAAGAUUUUGCAUUAGGAUGUAGAAAGAUGUUUGAUCUAUCAUCAUGUUCGAUAGCAAGUUUUUCUGAUUAAAAACGGUUGAGAACUUGCAAAAAUACGAUGAAGAUAUCAAAAAAACAUCUUGUAUCCCAAAAUACUUUAUUCUAUUCAGGAAUGAAACUGAAACGCUAACAACAACAAUAGAAAUAUUAUCUACACUAGUAUUGUCCUUAAGACAACGGAGUAAUAGCAUUCGUCAAAAAACAUUACUUCAACCACCAUGUGAUUAUCAAACAGAAUCUCGUCGCUCAUCGAUUAGUGGCGGUCGACGUCCAAGUUUUCAAGAAACUGAAUCAUCAAAAUCCCGUUCAAAUUUAAGAAACUUUUAUAUAUUUUUUGGCAUAUUAUUUGUAUUUAUCUUAACUGCUGUUGUCUAUUCAUUUAUUCGAAUGGUUUAUAAUCAACCAAUAUGA